Molecule: messenger RNA, 4980 nt
Organism: Myodes glareolus (Bank vole)
Lineage: Eukaryota; Metazoa; Chordata; Mammalia; Rodentia; Cricetidae
Source: RefSeq, a predicted model, not a curated record
AGCUGGGGUUUUUCUGGCAGAAGGUGCCAGUCUCGGUAGCACAGUUCCCGGCAUAGCUUUCCCGGCCGCAGCCGCCAAAGGGGCGUGUCCUGUGAUGGGGUUACACAAGCAGGUUCAAAGCGGGCAAGGGCUUUUCCUUUCACAUUCCCACUUCCUGAAACCAAAGCUGUUGAGGAGAAUCGCUGUGUUUCCAGGAAGGCUGUGCCGGAAUUAACGAUUGUCAGAGUCACACUGCGGGUCUUGAGUGUUUCUUAACUUCUUCUGGGAUAAAAAUGCUCAGCUUGAGUUCCUUUCUUAUCCUGUGAGCGAGAAGAAGUUGGCAUACCCGCGUCAUCCGUGGAGAACCUGAGGGAGUGGAAUCUGCCUUGGCAACACUGGCUGACACAGUCUGAGCAACUCAGACUCAGGCGACCCUCCCAGCAGGGAAAGUGACUUUGGGGUCCUCUCACUGACCCUCACAGAAGUGAGCUUGGCUGCAGGGAGUGAAUUCCAUCUACUAGAAAGGAGACCUACGCCUCAUCGUGGGAGCCAGUUUCCAUACUCACAAGGCCCAGAUGCUGGCGCAUUUCUGAAGGCACAAAGUGGACUCAAGGAUUUAUCAUAUCAUUAUUAAGGGCCACCUGCUUCUGGGUCACCUCAGCGGAGAGGGUGACAAGGGCCUAUCUCACAUCCUAGUCCCGAGUGCUUUCCUUGUAAAGCAAAUGGCCACCUUCAAGAAAGAAUACUACUGAAAAAAAGUGUGCUUUCAACUGCAUGCACUUUGAAGAACAUUUCAAAUUCCUCUCACUGGAAGACACAGAUGGACCGAACCAAGGGGAAGAAUGAAGCGUCAGGGUACCUCGGCCUUCAAGGGACUUCUUUAUUGAGAAUCAAUGCCUCUCCUAGGUAAUUGAUCACCGUAGACCCAGGGACACUCAAUUCAUCCUGGAGGGUGGGUAAUCGUCAUGAAUAAUCAAGACGCUGUGGCUUCGAUAUUGCAUGAAUGCAAGCAAGCGCUGGAUCAUCUCUUGUUGGAAACGCCAGAUGUGUCUACCGAAGACAAGAGUGAGGACCAGCGGUGCAGAGCUUCACUCCCCAACGAGUUAAGGACCCUGAUCCAGGAGGCAAAGGAAAUGAAGUGGCCCUUCGUGCCUGAAAGGUGGCAGUACAAACAAGCCAUGAGCCCAGAGGACAAAACAAACCUGCAAGAUGUGAUUGGCGCCAGGCUGCAGCAGCUACUGGCGGCCUUGCGAGCCUCCAUCCUUGUCCGGGACUGCGCUGCCGCCGCCGCUAUUGUCUUCUUGAUGGACCGGUUCCUGUAUGGACUCGACGUCUCGGGAAAACUCCUGCAGGUCGCCAAAGGCCUGCACAAGUUGCAGCCCGAGACGCCCAUCGCCCCGCAGGUGGUCAUCCGCCAAGCCCGGGUCUCCGUCAACUCAGGGAAACUGCUGAAGGCCGAGUACAUCCUGAGCAGCCUGAUAAGCAACAACGGAGCAACCGGUACCUGGCUGUAUAGAAACGAGAGUGACAAAAUCCUGGUGCAGUCGGUCUGUAUACAGAUCAGAGGACAAAUUCUGCAGAAGCUAGGCAUGUGGUACGAAGCGGCAGAGCUGAUAUGGGCCUCCGUCGUUGGCUAUCUGACGCUCCCUCAGCCAGAUAAAAAGGGCAUUUCCACAUCACUGGGUAUACUGGCGGACAUCUUCGUUUCCAUGAGCAAAGCAGAUUAUGAAAAGUUUAAGAACAACCCACAGGUUAACUUGGCCUUGCUCAAGGAGUUUGACCACCAUUUGCUGUCAGCGGCCGAAGCCUGCAAACUGGCGGCUGCCUUCAGUGCUUACACGCCCCUGUUUGUGCUCACAGCUGUGAAUAUCCGUGGAACGUGCUUAUUGUCAUAUAGUAGCUCUACUGACUGUCCCCCAGGAUUGAAAAGUGGGUAUCUGUGUGAUGCCAAAGAGGCUUUUGAGAUUGGCCUCCUGACCAAGAAAGACGGAGAGCUGGUUAGUGGGAAGCAGGAGCUGCACAGUUUCAUCAAAGCCGCUUUCGGCCUCGCCACGGUGCACGGCAGGCUGUAUGGGGAGACAGAUGUGGUCCGCGCUGCAAGGCAGCUGUGCAGAGACGCUGUGGAGAAGCUGUACACCUAUAGUACUUCCUCCACCAGCCAGGAUCGAGAAGCCCUGUCUCGGAAAAUCAUGUCUCUUGUCAGCCAGGUGAAGAGACAUCUCCAAGUUCAAAGCUUCCCACAUUUAGAUGAGAGAUCUUACGUCCCAGAGAGUUUCAAGGGUGGCUUGGAUAAGCCGAUCUUGCACGGGCACAUGGAUUUCCAACAAAUUCUUGAAACCUAUUCCCAACACCAUGCUUCCGUGUGUGAAGUAUUUGAAAGCUCUUGCGGGAACAACAAAGGCAACCAGAAAGACACAAAACCAGAGGUCUGUAUCACUGCUCUGAAAACAGAAACAAACACCAUGGAUACUAUGGGUGCUACUCUAGAGAAACUGUGUUCUCAAGGGAGCAGGAGUAUAACUUCCUCCCAGAUGACUGAGAAAGACCAGGAGAAGCUCAGAAGGGUAAGGAGAAGAAGUUGGACCCAUUCUGAGGCAUUUCGAGUCUCCCUGGAUCAAGAUAUGGGGACUGAGACUGAGCCGCCAAGCCAGAGCAAUGGCAGGGAAAAUGUUCCCCACACGUCUCUGAGUGAAAGCCGUAGCUCCAGUUCUUGGAGCAAACUGUCAGGCCUCAGCUCUUCUGCAAGUUGGGAGGAGGUGAACUGUGGUGUUGAGGAUAUGGCAAGGAGAGACUCCAGCAAAGCAGAACAUCUUGUGGACACUCAGUGCUCCAUGGCCAUGUCUGAGGAGCCCAAGACCGACAGAAGCGGCAAAGCUACAGACUUGUUUUCAAAGCUGCAUGGUGUCUUUCUUCAGGAAACUGAAGAUCACGGCCUGGAGUCUACACAAAGGCAGUUGCACAAAUACACGUCAUUAACACCCAUCCUUCCUCUCAACACAGCAGACACAUGCUUGGCCACGGGUACGGGGUUAUUAGAAGGCCGUGAAGGAAACCAGGAUGUCGGAAAUGAAGGACCUAGGAAUACUUCUCUUCAGUCCAGUCCUUCAUGUGGCUCUGUUUCCUGGUCCUUGUCUAGUUCUAACAAGUUCACAGACAUGGCUACAUAUCCUUCAGUUCAAGAAGAAGAAACCUGUGAAAUAGUUGGUUCCUUUCCAGAAACUAAGUUUAACAUCAAAGACAGGUGUGGAGGAAAGAAUGGGGGAAAGCUCACAGGGCCUGAAUGUAAUGAUGGUCCCUCCUCAGUUGACCCGGAAGAGGAAACAGAAGAAAGAAGAGAAGAUGAGCCGCCACACUCUCAGGUAGUACUGGAAUCUUUAGAAGGCAGCCAUUCAAGGCUGACGUGUAGCACUUCCUCUCAUCUGUCUGUUCAGGGUGAUGGCUCAGCAAAGACAGGCAGCUCAAUCAAAGACCAGGGCACGGACCCUGACGCCUCUACAGAGAAUGAGGAAGGCAAACUCCUCGACAGCACAGAGGUCUACCCCACUGGCCAAAAUGGCGCUCACAGACCUAGUGCUCUGAGGCCAGGUCAGAGAGACGAGAGGCCCAAUUCCUCUGUCAGUGGCUACAGUCCCUUCCCUGUCCUCGACGAGGACUUCAGCACCACAGAGGAGGAAAAGGACCCUGGGAGCCUGCUGAAGAGCAGCCAGAACUCCAGCUCCUCCUUACAGGGGUGGCAGAAACCACCUGCCUUUUCCAGCAGCUCUUCGGAGGGGGAAAGUUCAUGGUCUCUUCUGAGCUCCAGCAGAAGCUCGUUCGCCUCAUUGCCAGGACAGACCAGGCAAGAGGUCUUUGAAGCUCGCACCCUGCAACCUGAUGACCUUGAAAAACUUCUGGCGGGAGUGAAAAACGACUGGCUGCUUCAGAGACUGGAGAAUACAGGAGUUUUACAGGCCAAUCAACUCCAACGUGCACACAACGCCCUUCUGCUAAAAUAUUCCAAAAAAUCUGAAUUGUGGACAGCCCAGGAAACUGUGGUGUAUUUAGGGGACUACCUGAAAGUGAAGAAGAAAGGCAAGCAGAGAAAUGCAUUUUGGGUCCACUGUCUUCAUCAAGAGGAAACUCUGGGGAGAUACGUUGGGAAGGAAUACAAAGAGUGGAAGGGGCUGCGGCAUCACUUCACCGAUGUGGAGCGGCAGAUGACGGCGCAGCACUAUGUGACAGAAUUUAACAAAAGACUCUACGAACAAAAGAUCCCAACGCAGAUAUUCUACAUCCCAUCCACAGUAUUGCUGAUUUUGGAAGACAAGACUAUAAAGGGAUGCAUCAGUGUGGAACCUUACAUACUGGGAGAAUUCGUCAAGUUGUCAAAUAACACAAAAGUGGUCAAAACUGAGUACAAAGCUACAGAGUAUGGCUUGGCUUAUGGCCAUUUUUCUUAUGAAUUUUCUAAGCACAGAGACGUUGUGGUUGAUUUGCAAGGUUGGGUGACUGGCAAUGGAAAAGGCCUCAUCUAUCUUACAGACCCUCAGAUUCACUCUGUCGAUCAGAAAGAUGUCACCACAAAUUUUGGAAAACGGGGGAUAUUUUAUUUCUUUAAUAACCAACACGCAAGAUGUAAUGAAAUAUGUCACCGUCUUUCUCUGACCAGACCUUCCCUAGAGAAAUCAAGUAACAUGUAGGCUGUAGGUUAGCAGCUUGAUGCCUCCCCCAGGGCGCACAGCAUGGCGAGAUUGAUCCUUUCAGCCAUUGACUUACAAGAGGAUUUGGAAAUGUAUGAUUCAAGCCGUCGACUUACAAGAGGAAUUGGAAAAUGUCAGUUCCAGGCCCACACUUACUUGCCAGGACAAGAUUCUGCAGACCUUGCUCCCUCUGACACGGGAACAUGUCAGGGGCUGUACUGGGUUGUAUAUGAUGUUGGAGGUCCUGAGGUGUAUUGUUAAGACAACAUAUAGGAUAGAAAACUCGGCUGAAAAUAAACUUCUGUCGUUUAAGUCAUUGUGA